AAUCAUUUUGUAAAAUAUGACAAACAGGAAAAGUUUGCAAAGUAGCAGAGCUGGAAGACGCAAAAAGAAGGAUUGAAAGGUUGAUGGUUCCAGCCUGAGCUGGAAGGAAGGAUGACCGGAGAAGCAUGUGUACCAGCAGUCAGAUCAUUGGAAGUCUCCUGGUGCUGUCUGUGCUGGAGAUAGGACUGGGCUUAUCCAGCGUGGCAGUGGGAGCUGUCAACUUUGCCAGGGUCAGGAAUAGGACGGAGCCACCGCCACAGCUGGGAGACUCUUCUCCGGUAUGGAGCGGGGCGUGUUUCCUUAUAUGUGGAGUGUGCGGUAUCUUCUGUGCAAAAAAGAAAUCUGGCCUCAUAAUGAUUCUUUUUUCUGCCUGCUGCAUCUGCGGACUCAUCGGAGGUAUCCUGAACAUUCAAUUCCUAAGGGCUCUGUCCAAGAGGUCCUCCCUGCACCUUGCCUCCUUGUCCCUGGCAUGUAUAGGUAUCAGCGGAUGCACCAUCUCCACUUGGCUUACUUGUCGCUUGGCCAGUUAUGAGCAAAGGAGGAUGUUUCUAGAAAGAGAACAUUCACUUCAUCACUCCCAUGAAAUGACAGAAAAGGAAACCAUUGAAAACAUCAGUAACGGAGGAACACAGCUUGUGUUUAAUGGACGAGUGUAGAACAAUUUUGUUUGAUGCAUAAUGACCAACUCAUUUUAUACUAAUUAUAGAAGUGAAGACUUGUAGAACAAUGUUUCUAAAUUAUCCAACAAUUUGUCCACAUUUCUUAGCGCAUUGCCAUCCAUUUACUGCAACCUUCAAGAAGCAUUGCUGUAAAACACACAAAGACUUGUAACAGGGUUUAAAAUGUGUUCUUAUGGAAAUAGGAGACACUGAAAAAUAUGAACAAAACUAUCAAAAAGCAUGCUACAUAUGAAAGCACAGGGCUUCUAGAGAUAUAUUUUGAAUUACUUACACAUCAACAAGUUCACACAGGGUAGGGCAAAGCUGAGCAAAUUAAUGUUUCCUGCACAUUCUGAUCC
Nanorana parkeri is the source of this 1018-nucleotide messenger RNA. RefSeq names its product transmembrane protein 196 (gene TMEM196). The transcript is spliced from 4 exons. The coding region runs from base 126 to 656 and encodes 176 amino acids. The record is from RefSeq and is a predicted model, not a curated record. Lineage: Eukaryota; Metazoa; Chordata; Amphibia; Anura; Dicroglossidae.